Messenger RNA from Saccostrea echinata, 1935 nucleotides. RefSeq lists its product as uncharacterized. Gene Ontology annotation, molecular function: protein binding. The transcript has 11 exons. The record is from RefSeq and is a predicted model, not a curated record. The coding region runs from base 1 to 1833 and encodes 610 amino acids. Lineage: Eukaryota; Metazoa; Mollusca; Bivalvia; Ostreida; Ostreidae.
AUGUUUCAGUUCAAAUACGCCUUGUGUGGCCUGUCUUUGCUGACCUCCUAUACUGCUGAAGGUCUUGGGUUGAGAUGCUUGCGCUGUGACGACGUCUCGGAGCCUCGUUUCUGUGAGAGGAUAGAGUAUUGCCAAGAUGGUGACGUGUGUGCCGUUCAGUGGUACCAAAAAGAGAAUGGAGAUACAUCCUUCUGGACCGGCUGUCAACAACAGUCGAGUUGUCCAAAAGUCACCAACAGAACAAUCGUACAGACAAACAAACGUAAGAUUCAUGGAUCAGUGUUGUGUCAAGAGUGUUGCUAUGGUGAUUUAUGUAAUGCAGAAGGCUGUGGGGCACCAGCUUAUCCGACCUCUAGAGGACCGAUCUGUUUUAAUUGUGCUCACACCUUAAACCCCUCAGACUGUCAUCACGUGACUCUAUGUGGAACCAAUGAGAUGUGUUUCCUUGGAGAGAGGCCUGUAUUCGGACAACGUUACUUUACAAGUCACUGUGAAGAUAUACACGCAUGUGAAAAUCAUGUAUCAGCGCCGAUUAUUGUUGGAAGGAAGCGAUCUCUGAGGGGUCAUAGGUCAUAUGCACCAUGCUCAGGUUGUUGUCAAGGAGAUCUCUGUAAUAUCAACUGUAACGCUUCAUUUACUUCCGGUACCAUCAUCAACACAGGAACUACUGGUGCACCGACUCAUAUGACAGAAAUAUCUGGCAAUUAUGCUUUCUACGCACAUCUCACGUCAUCAACGACAAACAAUUACGUCAUAUUUAACAACGUUACAACCAAUGAAGGCUUGGCUUACAACGGGAGCACAGGAAUUUUUACUUGUAAAUACAGUGGGCCGUAUGUCUUUUCGUGGACCAUAGCUACAAGUAAUCAGCGCUACACAGGAACAGAUCUUCUAAUUAAUGAUGUCGCGCUCGGUUCCUCCUUCACAGACUCUCGAGGAAGUAGAGUCACUGCUGAUUCAAGCACGGGCUUUGUAGUUUAUAACCUGAAGUUUGGGGACAAGGUCAGAGUGAAGGUCAAUGGAACCGCUAAUGCAAUGUUGUCCACGUUCUCUGGAUGGCGACUUAAUUACAAUGACGCGUAUUUCUAUGCUAGAGCCUCUACAUCGCUAACAAGACCUACGUCCAUAUCAUACGGCUUCAGUUUCCAGAAUGUAAUCACAAACAACGGACACGUGUACCAUUCCGGGAAUGGCACGUUCGUCUGUCCAGAGUCAGGCUUGUAUGCUUUUGCAUUCUCGGUCGAGGCCCAUCGUCAGGAUUUCAUGGUUUACUUUUACCGGAAUGGACACAAGUUGAAUGAACUUGGGGUGUGGCCCGAUUCCUCCUCUGGACCAUACGAAGACACCUCAUCCACUCUACAGUUGUUCUCUUUGACCCCUGGGGACAGAGUGUAUCUUUACACAUCUGAAUCUGGCAGCACUCUAGAACCUAUACAUUCUACGUUUUCUGGAUGGCACAUUGGUUCAACGACUUCCACGCCAGCAUUUUUGCAGAUGGCCUCGGAUUCCACAUCUUCGUCUCCGGCCUACUACAACACAGAGUACCUAGACACGACAAAUUCAUUUUACCACACCCAAUUCCAGACUCCCAAAGACGGCGUCUAUCUAUUCUUCUGGAACAUGGAAGCUAAUGGUAGACAUCACAGAUCGUGGAUUCAGGUAAACAGCGAAUCUGUAGGGGAGACGAUCUCGGAUGGAAGAAACGCAGACUAUGACAGUGGCUCAGAUGUGGCCAUUUUGCGCCUGGAGAGAAACGAUAUCAUUACUGUCAAGCAGGAUGGAGCAGCAGAUGGUGAUCAGACCAUGAUUUCUGGCUAUUUCAUGUUCUCCUAAUUUAUGUAUCAUUCUUAUCUUCAUUAAACUUUCUAAUUGCUAGCUACAUUAAGGAGUGUUUUACUCCGAGUAUUGGGGGGGGGGGGGGGCAUACAAGAGAUU